Erythranthe guttata (spotted monkey flower) is the source of this 1950-nucleotide messenger RNA. NCBI's taxonomy places the organism in Eukaryota, Viridiplantae, Streptophyta, Magnoliopsida, Lamiales, Phrymaceae. The record is from RefSeq and is a predicted model, not a curated record.
AUGUCUGCCCGUUCUCCCGAUCCUUUCGGCCAAAAAGUGCCCUCCGGGGAGGGGGAUGAAAACCCCGCUUUUUCUAUUUCUUCCUCGUCGGAGGAGGGACCCUACUUCUCCCCCUCGGGCAAACUCUUAGAACGGCCCAAGAAGAGGGGCAGAAAAGAGGUUUCGUCUUCUGCGAGAAGUGGUUCUCCUUCCCUAUCUGAAGGACGAGAUUUGGAUGACCAAUGGGGACCUAGUACUUUAAGCGAGACAUAUCUGAAUAACUUAGUUCGCGACAUAGGCCUCCCUACCAAUGUCGAAUUGAUUCUUCCUUCGCGAGAUGAUCGCCCUCUAAACCCUCCUUUAGGUUUUAGCACUUGGUUUUCGGAGCAAUUCUACUUCGGUCUAUCUUUUCCUAUCUCGCCCUGGUUUUCCGAGAUUGCCCAAUUAUGUAACGUGUCCCUUAACCAAUUCCACCCUCACGCCAUAAUAAUCAUGACCGGAUUCCGCAUGCUGUGCGCCUGGUCGGGGGUGAUUCCCACACCAGCUCGCUUCCGGAGUGUGAUGGUAUUAAAGAAUUCGAGUCCUUUCCAUGUCUCUAUCUCGGCUCGACCGGGUUUUAAGAUUCUGAUGCCACCUAAUAAAACCGAUGGGUGGCAAGGUCAUUAUUUCUUUGCCAGAAAUCCUGUCGACACGCCCUAUUUGUGUCCUUGGCUCGCCACCCUGCCUGAAAAGAAAAGGGGGAAACCUUUGGCGGUUGACGAUUGUUUGUUAAAAAUGAUAUCCCACUUUCAACCGAGCCACGGCGUCCCUGAUAGCCUCACCAGCUUUCCGCCAAUGCUUCGCCACUUUCGUUUUCACGACAACGGCACGUAUUCUCUAACUCGGGAAGAUUUAGAUCUAAGGAUGAAGAGGAUGUUCCGAGGUGACAAGCCGGCUACCCGUCCCUCCGAUCCGGAACCUGGGUUCGAGGCGUCUGAAUUUCAGCGCCCUCUAAUCGCUGAAUCCGAGAAAAGACCCUCGGAGGAAGGGGCUCUAAGGCCCAGGCCAUCGAAGAAAAACGCCGCUCCUCCUCGCGCCCGUGGUGGACCUGCUUCGCGAACUGAGGACUCUGAACCUCCUAAACAAUCCUCCGCGAUAGUUCUCGCCCCGUCACCGCCUCCUUCUUCGACCGAAGAGGUGGUAGAGAAAGAACCUGCUUCGAAGAAACGGAGGUCUGAGCUGGCCCUUGGGGCGGCUGGGUCAUCUUUACCGGCCGACUUUGGACUGUACCUCUGCCGGAAUGCUGAAAACGCUAUUGCUGCGUGCCGGUCCUUGGCAUUCCCCACCGAUGUCGCCCACUUCGGGCAAAUGAGUAAGGGCGACCGACUUGAGUUGCUUCUUCAUAACAUUACACAGCAAUUCGCCAUCGCCUUUUCGGGUCCCCUGGGGUGGGAUGAUGUUUCACGCGAGGCGUAUGAUAAUCAGAGGAAAGAGGUGAUGCAGCUCCGGAAGGAAGUCCGGGGCUUGAAGGAGAGUUUGGGAGUGUCGGAGUCCUCGAAGGAGGGGCUGUUUGCCGAAGUGAAGAGGCUGAAAGAGAGAGAAAAAAUCCUUGAGGCUGAAAAAGACUCCCUUGUAUCCCAUAAUGCCAAUUUGGAGGAGAAAGCUAAGGGGCUUUCCAACGAGCUGUUCGCAGCUGGAGUACAGGCCUCCACCAAUUUCACCGAAGGGGUGAAAGAGGGGCAAAGGUUGUUCCCGGGGUCGCCUGAGGGUCUUCGCUUCAUCGAGGAGUUUGUUCGCCGCUUCUUUCACCGAUUGUGGCGUUCCACCACGUUUACUCGAGAAGCUUCAGGCUUAGCUCGUUUCUUCUUUUCGUCGGCGGUUGCGGCUGUUCGGAAGAGGUUAGGCGGUGCCGGCAUCGAAUUCCCGUUGGUGGAAAAUGAACUGGCAGAGGACCUCCCCGACGACGUGUUCCGGGUUUUGAGGGGGAUGUAA